This is a messenger RNA of Dracunculus medinensis (Guinea worm), 2700 nucleotides long. The record is from the annotation of a GenBank genome assembly. Lineage: Eukaryota; Metazoa; Nematoda; Chromadorea; Rhabditida; Dracunculidae.
AUGGGAAGUUUAGGGUUUCAAAGGGUUUCUAAUUCGCAGUUUCAAAAUUAUACAGUUAGAGAUAUCAGUCGUGUUUUUUCCGGAAAAGAUGGCCCACAAGGACCACCUGGCGCACCAGGUGCUCCCGGUCAUCCUGGUGCAAAGGGGGAAGAUGGUUUGCCAGGACUGCCUGGCGUCGCAGGAAUGAAAGGAGAUGCUGGUCUGCCUGGUUUACCCGGUCUUCCCGGUCCAGCAGGUCAACCAGGAUAUCCAGGACAAAAAGGACAAACAGGUUUGCCCGGAGUACCCGGUAUAAAAGGCGAUGCAGGUCUUCCUGGACUGCCCGGUCAACCAGGGUUGAAGGGCGAACAUGGUCAAUCAGGAUUACCUGGGCUGCCAGGACUGAAAGGCAACCCUGGCGCACCGGGUUUGCCCGGUCAAGAUGGAUUGCCAGGAUUACCUGGGCCAAAAGGUGACCGUGGAUUUAACGGAUUACCAGGUGCUAAAGGUGAGCCAGGACCAGCAGCAAGAGAUGGUAUCAAGGGAGAACCAGGGUUGCCGGGACAACCAGGUCUACGUGGUCCUCAAGGACCGCCAGGGUUGCCAGGACUGCCAGGAAUGAAAGGUGAAGAUGGACUACCUGGAUAUGGACCGCCUGGUCUGCCUGGUGAAAAAGGACUACCAGGUUUGCCAGGAAAGCCUGGACGAGCAGGUCUGCCAGGACAAAAGGGAUUAGAUGGAGCUCCAGGGUUCCCAGGCCUUAAAGGCGAUACAGGUUAUCCAGGUGCCCCUGGACUCCCCGGAAAGGAUGGAUUGCCAGGCUAUCCUGGCCAAAAGGGCGAGCCUGGAUUCCCAGGCGAGCCCGGAUUACCUGGAGCGCCUGGAAUCGACGGGAAAAUGGGAGUUCCAGGAAUUCGAGGCGAAAAAGGCAAUGCAGGAUUACCAGGUCUUCCAGGAGAACGAGGAUUGGAUGGUUUACCAGGCGAAAAAGGUGAAGCUGGUUAUCCAGGAAGUCCCGGCCUUCCUGGACCCAUCGGACCGAAAGGCAACGCUGGAGCCCCGGGUUUUCCCGGAAUGAAAGGAAUUGCUGGUCUACCUGGCCCAGAUGGCUUACCUGGUUUUCCAGGAAUUAAAGGCGAUGCUGGACUUCCUGGCUUACCGGGCAGAGAUGGCUUACCAGGCUUGCCUGGAAUUAAAGGAGAAGCUGGUCUACCUGGGAUUCCCGGACCACCAGGACAAUCGAUAUCCGGGCCGAAAGGCAGCGCAGGUGCCCCUGGUCCUCCCGGAAAAGAUGGAUUUCCUGGUCUUCCGGGCAUUAAAGGUGAUCCUGGUCAACCCGGUUAUCCCGGAGCUCCCGGAACAAAGGGAGACAGUGGUUUGCCAGGUUUACCUGGUUUAAAAGGUGAACCUGGAAUACCCGGUGUACCUGGAAAACGUGGUGCGGAUGGAUUGCCAGGCCCUCCAGGGCCCGCAGGGUUGCCCGGGAUUCCUGGCGUGAAAGGCGAUAGCGGAUUGCCUGGAGUACAAGGCACACCUGGUCUACCUGGUAUUCUUGGUAUGAAAGGCGAACCUGGAUUACCUGGAUUCCCGGGCCAAAAAGGUGAGGCUGGUUUACCCGGACAGCCUGGUUUGCCCGGUCCACCAGGUUUAAAAGGCGAUGCCGGUCGCCCUGGACAACCAGGAAGAGAUGGAACACCAGGCAAAGAAGGUGCACCAGGACCAAUGGGACCUCCGGGAGCUCAACCUCUCACGCAUCCAGGUGAAAAAGGUGAUAUGGGGCCGAUGGGUGUUCCAGGAAUACGUGGUGAGAAAGGUCUGCCUGGUUUGGAUGGUUUGCCUGGACCAAGUGGCCCACCUGGCCCACCAGGCAUGAAAGGUGCAGAUGGUUUUCCUGGUCAGCCUGGCAUUCCAGGUGAGAAGGGUAGCGCUGGUCUGCCAGGCUUUCCUGGCAUUGAAGGCUUGUCUGGUCCUCCAGGGUUACCAGGACAAAAUGGGCCCCCCGGACCACCUGGUCCUUCAUAUCGUGAUGGAUUCUUGCUUGUGAAACACAGUCAAACAACUGAAAUUCCACAGUGCCCUCCUGGCCAACAGAAACUAUGGGAUGGAUAUUCUCUAUUAUAUAUCGAGGGCAAUGAAAAAUCUCAUAACCAGGAUCUUGGUCAUGCUGGUUCAUGUUUAACAAGGUUCUCAACAAUGCCAUUCUUAUUUUGUGACUUCAAUAACGUUUGUAAUUAUGCAUCAAGAAAUGAUAAAUCAUACUGGUUAUCAACAACGGCACCAAUUCCAAUGAUGCCAGUUAAUGAAGCAGAAAUCGAGCCACAUAUUUCAAGAUGUUCGGUAUGUGAAGCACCAGCUAAUGUUAUUGCCGUGCAUUCACAAACAAUCCAAAUUCCAAAUUGUCCACAGGGCUGGAAUUCACUCUGGAUCGGUUAUUCAUUUGCUAUGCAUACUGGUGCAGGAGCUGAAGGAGGUGGACAAUCGCUAAGUUCUCCUGGUUCAUGUCUGGAAGAUUUCCGAGCUACGCCAUUCAUUGAAUGUAACGGUGCUCGUGGUAGCUGUCAUUAUUUUGCAAAUAAAUUUAGCUUUUGGUUAACAACAAUCGAAGAUGAUCAACAAUUUCGAAUUCCUGAAAGUGAAACUCUAAAAUCCGGAAGUUUACGUACACGAGUAUCACGAUGCCAAGUUUGCAUAAAAUCCCUAGAACCUCCAUUUCAUGGCUAA